AAAUCCACCAAUCCCAGAACCCAAUCUCCUAAACCCAAACAAAAUCCCCAGUUUCUCUCAAACCCUCACUUCCCCCUCUCGCUUGCUCCAAUUCCAAACCGAAAUCAACAGCAAUGAAAACCCUCUUCUCUACCACCAAGCUCAUUACUUCCACAACUAAACCAAAACCCUCUUUUCUCUUGACCCCCCAAACCUCUACCACUAGAGCUUAUAGUCUAAUCCCAAUGGUUAUUGAACACUCUUCAAGAGGAGAAAGAGCUUAUGAUAUCUUUUCUAGGCUUUUAAAAGAGAGAAUUGUCUGUAUUAAUGGCCCAAUUAAUGAUGAUACUUCUAAUGUUGUUGUUGCUCAGCUUUUGUUUCUUGAGUCUGAGAAUCCUUCUAAGCCUAUUCAUAUGUAUCUGAAUUCUCCUGGUGGACAUGUUACCGCAGGUCUUGCUAUUUACGAUACAAUGCAGUACAUAAGGUCGCCAGUUAAUACCAUUUGUUUGGGUCAAGCUGCAUCUAUGGCUUCCCUCCUCUUGGCUGCUGGGGCUAAGGGUGAGAGGAAGGCACUUCCAAAUGCAACAAUUAUGAUUCAUCAGCCAUCAGGUGGGUAUAGUGGACAGGCAAAGGAUUUGACAAUUCACACCAAGCAGAUAGUUCGGGUCUGGGAUGCACUGAAUCAAUUGUACUGCAAGCAUACAGGAAAGCCAAUGGAUGUAAUUCAGAAGAAUAUGGAUAGAGAUUAUUUUAUGACCCCAGAAGAGGCAAAGGAAUUUGGAAUUAUUGAUGAGGUGAUUGAUCAAAGACCAAUGACUCUGGUGACUGAUGCUGUUGGUGAUGAAAGUAAACAAAAGGGUUCGAGCUAGGACUAGAGGGUAAGAUCUCAGAAGAGGCAUUGCCAUUUUAUUUUUGUGGUGAACUUUUCCUUAUUUAUCUGAUGAUUUUGUUGGUUAUAAAAUAUGCUAUUUCCUUUGCUUAUCAUGAUUUCAGUUUUGAUUGUGUUUGGAUUCGGUUUUGCAAAACAAGUUAAUCAAACAGCCGCGUUAGCUUUUAGGCACAUAAAU
Populus euphratica (Euphrates poplar) is the source of this 1046-nucleotide messenger RNA. RefSeq names its product nuclear-encoded CLP protease P7 (gene NCLPP7). Gene Ontology annotation, molecular function: serine-type endopeptidase activity; ATP-dependent peptidase activity; ATPase binding. Bases 114 to 848 code for a protein of 244 amino acids. Gene Ontology annotation, biological process: protein quality control for misfolded or incompletely synthesized proteins. Gene Ontology annotation, cellular component: endopeptidase Clp complex. The transcript has 2 exons. Lineage: Eukaryota; Viridiplantae; Streptophyta; Magnoliopsida; Malpighiales; Salicaceae. The record is from RefSeq and is a predicted model, not a curated record.